Amoebophrya sp. A25 is the source of this 329-nucleotide messenger RNA. Lineage: Eukaryota; Dinophyceae; Syndiniales; Amoebophryaceae. The record is from the annotation of a GenBank genome assembly.
GGAUCAUCUUGGCAGCACUGCAGCGCUAGAUCUUCUGCCGGAAGAGAUAAACGUUUCCGGAUUCGUACCGGACGCACUGAAGCAUUUCUCUGGCGUAGAACCGCUGUUGGGUUUGCCUUGCCUGCAGGAAAAUGCAAAGGCCUUGAUGACGGCGAUGAAGUUAAGGCUUGCGCUCUUGUUUGCUUGGUGAUCAUUAGAAUUAGAUUGUUAGAAUUAGAUUGAAUUUAUUGUCCCAGAGUGUUUGGAUUGAUUCCAUUGUAACGACUCGUCCUCUAAUGCAAUGUUCAGUUAUGCCAUCAACAUCGUCCACGACCCGCGAGACAGCACCA